CUCGACGCUCGCUAUCAUACACAGUACCCGCACGUCGUUCAUCACACUCAGCACCUCCCGUAAUGGCGACCUCGACGACGGCCUCGCAGGAGGAGAUGAAGCAGGCUGGCAUCCCCCUCGCGUGGAGGGACUCUUGCUCCGCGCUGCUCAUUCCACUGAAUGUAUGCCGAAAGCAGAAGUACUACCUGCCAUGGGAGUGCGAGCACGAGAAGCAUGCAUAUGAGAAGUGCCAAUAUGAGGACUAUGUUCGCCGGAUGAAGCUGCUGUCGAAACAGAAGAUAGCUGCACGGGAGGAGGAAUCGUGA
Molecule: messenger RNA, 305 nt
Organism: Laetiporus sulphureus 93-53
Lineage: Eukaryota; Fungi; Basidiomycota; Agaricomycetes; Polyporales; Laetiporaceae
Exons: 4
Coding region: 63-305 (80 amino acids)
Cellular component (GO): mitochondrion
Source: RefSeq, a predicted model, not a curated record